AUGCAUGAUAAUUAUGCAUUCUUGCAACUGGCAUUGCCCAGCAAUAUCAGCGUCGUGGGUGGAAUUGGAGAGCAUUCUGAUAAGCUCGUGGACUAUGACUAUAACAACGCUCUCGCCCCAGAUAGAUCAUUACAAAGCCGAUGCAACGAAGUUGUGUACUGGAAAAUCAUUCUCAAAUAUGUCGAGUUACUUGACCCAACAACACUACCACCUGCAAAGGCGCCAAACGAUGGAUUCAGCAUAGCAGAAAAACAAUCGGCCAGAAAAUUCAUGCAGGAUGCUGGGUAUGGGUUGGCUGCCGAAAAUCAGCGACAGUAUCGAAUCUUUUGGAAGAGUCUGUAG
Molecule: messenger RNA, 342 nt
Organism: Penicillium subrubescens
Lineage: Eukaryota; Fungi; Ascomycota; Eurotiomycetes; Eurotiales; Aspergillaceae
Exons: 2
Coding region: 1-342 (113 amino acids)
Source: RefSeq, a predicted model, not a curated record